AAUGUAGUUGCGGUCAACCCACACUAGUCCCGAUCGGGCCCCCAAUGUUUUGGCAGGAAAUCCAAAUCGCCAAAUCCUGCUGAAGAAAACUAUCUUCGUCUCUCUUCCUGCUAGUAUUUCCCCUCAUUCCUGACUUGGAUCUUCCAACUAUUGAAAACCCCCCGCGGGUGUCAUCAUGCUUGCAGAUCUUGGUCCCCGGACGCAAUGCCAUAAGUCAUCCUGCCCGAUCCCGCAACUAUGACCUCCGAUAAACAAACCCCCCCUCUCGCCAAACCCUUCACGCCAACCCUCAGUGCCGCCUUUCAUCGAUCCACCAAAGCCUCCUUGACGCCCUUGACUCCGAAAUUAGCCUCUCCGGGGGGCUAUCGAACUCCCAAACGCUUGAUCCCCUCCGAACAAUACCCCUCAUCCGCCCCCUCCAGACAGGAGACGGACCCGGCCUUCCUGAAUGCCAAUAUCACCCCGCGAUCGGGCUCGCGGGCUAGUAGGCGCGAUGGUGGUUCCUCGCCGGGAUAUAAUCCCUCUGGGCGACCGUUCUCGCCGCAGCCCUCGUUGGCAAACUCGACCAUAUCUCAUGCCUCCAAUCCGGGGUAUCGAGCAGAUAGGAGUCCGGUGCGGGCGGCCGGUCGACUGGAACCCGCAAGGACAGGCAGGGCCAAGACGCUGACGGCGGACUCGCAACAAAAUUCGCGACCAAGCUCAGUGUCGGAGCAUUCGUCUCCCCGGUUCUUCCAUGCCUCGGACGCGCGAUCGACGCACCCCGCCGAGGUCGAGCCGCGGCCCCGGGUACCCCCCAAACCGGCCUCCCCCGCCACGUUUAUAUAUGCCAACGGUAAACAGGAGCGUCCGUCGGGGGAGGAACAGGCGUCAACCUUACCCGUGGUGAAACGGCGCUCGAUUUCCACGGGCCAGUCGCGUUCCGUGGUGAAUGGACCACCGCCGUGCCCCUCCCCCCGACUGCGUUCCCCCCAGCUGGAGUCGAACCUGCGACUGUCCGACAGCUUUACCUCGCAAACCAGCUCGCAUGAUGAGUGUGACCCGGUGGGGCCGAUGCAAGGGCCCCCCUUAAGCCAUCUGGCUCGACCUCACCCCAUCAGACAUUUGAAAUCGUCCAGCUUGGACUCGGGCACGAGUGGUACUUCCCCGCGGGAGGGCCUGCGCCCCAGCCCCAUCAUCGUGUCGCCAUCGAAUCCCCGCGUCGACACGGACGCCCUGGCGUCGGAGCCCCUGCCCGGAGGGCGACCUCGGAUCUUGAGUAAUGGAUCCACAGCCUCGGUCGACACCCAUGCGUCGCCACAAAGCCCCCAGAAGUCGGACAGCAGUGGGCCGAACGACGCGGUGGGCAACGCCCGAAUCGGACGGAAGAUCAUGGACCUGGAGAUCAGCAACUCCUCGCUCCUGGCCAUCAACCGGACGCUGGAGCGCGAAAUGCGCAAGCAGCAUGCGGAGCUACGACGCUACCGCCGUCUCAGCCGCUCAGGCCGUCUCUCCAUGGCGCCGUCGACGCGCUCGGUGUCGGGGGCUUCUCUGGGGGUCAUGGCCGAGGUGGACGAGGGCAGCGAGCUGUCCUCCGUCCGGUCUCCAGACGACCUCUCCGAGUCUAGCGACGAGGAGUCUAUGCCGGAUGAAGGCGUGAUGAGCCCGGGCUCCUUGGCGGACCACGACGCGCGACACCGCCCUCAAGACGAAAAACACUUCUUUGUCGAUCUAGCGAAGCACCAAGAGCUGCUGGGCGACAGUCAGAAGAUGAACCAAAGCCUGAAGCGGUGUCUGGGGUGGACGGAAGAUCUGAUCAAGGAGGGCAAGAGAGCCCUCGAAUAUAGCGUGCACGUCAACGACGUCAAGCUGGGAGGGAGAGUCCUCUCGCCUGAAGAACUGUACGAGGUUGGGGAAGGUGCGCAGGGACUGCUGAGCCCGUCCAACGCCGACGAACCGACCAUUUCCGAUACGGAAUCAUUUGACGAUCACGACGAGGCUUGAUACGCAUUAUUAUUCUAUUGUCGUCUCGUCUGCCUUCAACGCAACCACCUACCCAUACAUUCACACCACCUACCCACACCUACAUACGCACACACGCCUAUCUCUUUUGUUACAAUCUCCCCGGUAUCGCCCGGCUCACUCGUUCUCCCCAGAGCCUAUCAUUACGACCCGCUACCACGGCAGGCCUGGUCGGGAUCAAUCCGACGGAGCUAACUUUUUGCACUCCUUUCCAUUUCCGACUUAAUGUGUGACCCGCUGCAAUAGACGUGGCUCAGUCAACUAAUCUAUACCAUGGCACCUCUACCUGCUAGAUACCCUUUCCGCAACUCCUGUUUUGAUAUAGCCAUAGCCAUUGCCAUACCCAUUACCAUGUGUGACGAUAUGUUUAAUACCACGGAUUUGAA
Aspergillus candidus is the source of this 2384-nucleotide messenger RNA. RefSeq lists its product as uncharacterized. The transcript has a single exon. Lineage: Eukaryota; Fungi; Ascomycota; Eurotiomycetes; Eurotiales; Aspergillaceae. Bases 238 to 1980 code for a protein of 580 amino acids. The record is from RefSeq and is a predicted model, not a curated record.